Messenger RNA from Cryptotermes secundus, 3022 nucleotides. RefSeq lists its product as uncharacterized. The transcript is spliced from 9 exons. NCBI's taxonomy places the organism in Eukaryota, Metazoa, Arthropoda, Insecta, Blattodea, Kalotermitidae. The record is from RefSeq and is a predicted model, not a curated record. The coding region runs from base 522 to 2918 and encodes 798 amino acids.
UCAUUUGGUAUUUCAGAACAGACCCCCUGGCAGUGGGUGUCGUUGGACGGUUGGUUUAAUGUUGCGUUUGUUGCGUGAAUGAUGGUUAAGCCAAUCUGCAUUUGCCUCAGCAAUAGAGCAGGUGCGGUGGUGUGAAUAUCACAGAGUUCAGUGGAGCAGUGAACCGGAAAUAAGCAGGCAUGCAACAACAAACCGUUGUACUGCGUAGAAGGUACAGAUCGAAGGUGGCCGUUGGCAGUGCGGGAUCCUAUAAUUUGCUACUCUUGUGACGAUGUAAACUGCGGAAGGAAGACCAACUUGAAACUGAUUGCCUCCCAGCUCGUGUCUAUUCCUUCUGUAACUAUAAAAACAAACUUAUCGAUGGGGUUUAACGAGCUGCAGUGUUUCCCGUGCGCUUGUACACAUACGGAAUUUUGUCCGGUAAUCGAUUGGGAAGUGUUUGUGAAUAUUGCCGCUAGAUGGACGACUUGACAUCAUGGUUACAGCAGUGAAUUGUGUGACUGCACGCGGAACACAACAAUAUGGCUUCUACCACAUCAUUCGCGGCUGUUAUAAUAGGUCUUCUGACAACGUAUUGCUAUCGAGUCCCAUCCGUCCUCGCCAUUCCUGACAGGAAAGAUAUUUAUGUGGAGGACGAGUGGCCUCUGAGACGCUCCUACCGUGUUGAGGACUUCCUGUGGUCAGGAUCUGGAGAUGGUCAACAGGACAGAAGCUCUGGAAAUGGAGAAGAUCCAGGAGGGGGUCGUUCUACUUGGCGAACCACGACCAUUGUCCAUACUACUACUAUCCUUACAACAGUGUACCCAACCCCCAUUUACACAACAACACUUGUACAAGAAUACCCCCCUCAGACUCCAUCACCAUGUUCUGCAGGGAAGUGUACCCCAGAGGUUAGUCCACCUUGGUCACAAGAAUCCCACAGCAUGCCAUCCGGUUCAAUUCAGCCCACACCAACAAUCAUUCUGCCAUCCACAACAGUGUGGCCCACGUUCAUACCAACUGGAGCAGACAGAAAUGUCAGCAUUAUCACCCCAGACCAACGUUUCUGGCUGUUAACUGUGCUCAGAGUGAAUGCUUCUCUUCCAGCGCCUUCUACUGCCAUGCUGGAAACCAGACUGGCCCAGCUGUACAAGGUUGCAUUCAGGAGGCAGCAGGAACAUCACUUCGGGAUUAACGGUGUUACAGCUCCAGCAGAGUUGAAGUCACGUCAGGCACGAGAUCACCGGGCUCCUGAUCACGUUGCUGUGCAUGUGCACAACAAGACAUCCAAACCUGCAGAUGAGCUUGCAUUACUGUAUACAGUGCACGUUGCAGGACAACCUGUGCUAGCUCUUGCCGCUGCCGAAGACAUGAAGCUCGUGUCCAGUGAAGAGGUUACUGCUGAACUUGGCUAUCCCGUCAUCACCAAGGCAGAGCCUUACCUGAAGGGUCCAUUGCCGUUGGACAGAGGCUGGAGGCAAGGUCGUGCCAGGGACACGUGGCUGCUGGUUGGGGCAGGCCUUGCAGCCGUCUCUCUAUUGCUGCUUCUCAUAGCCCUGUUUGGCCUCAGUCUGAGUAAAAGGAAACGCAACAAGAGGCGUGUCCUGGCGGGCCAUAUUCAGCAGAAGGGCGGGACAGCUAACCUUGGAUAUGAGGAUGAAGUUGAUAUAGAGGAUCAAGGUAAGACAGGAACUUCCGGUUUCUUGCCUGUACCUUCAUCAACUGCUGUCACUUUCAGAGAUGACAUUAUAGCAAGUCAGAAGCGCAAGGGUUCAAGUACAAGUAACAGCAGUGAAGAGUCCUCAGGAACAUCGCUAGUGAGACGAAGACCAGGAAACGGGAAAAAAAGUACAAAAAUCCAUGAGCCCAGCAAAAGGCAAGGUGGAAGUAGCACAGAGCAGGAAGUGGGCACAGACCUAGAGAAUUCUCAGCCACGGAUGUCAACUAGGUCAACAAAGGCAAUGCAUCCUUCACAUGCACCUACGCUGAGUAAGGAGCAUGAUGUAAGACAUCGGGAGCCAGAGGAUGUGGACAGUAAUGAUGAACUGCAUCCCAGGAACUCGCCUCCAGUCAGACCCAAGGCUGGGACAGCCAUCAGUCCAAACUCAUUCCUCUCAAUGCCUUCAAUCAAAGCAUUUCCAAGAGGUGCCAACAUACCAGAACCUCUGGCAAGAGUUCUGGAACCUGUGAGUGUGAGACAUCUCGACUCUGAGGGAGGUGGCAUAAUUGUGGAGCCGGUGCGACGGCUUGCAAGACAUGGCAGCAUGGAAGGAGAAGAUCCUGGAGUGAUUGGGCCCCUGGUGUGGGAUGUACAUUGUCACAGGGUCCAUCAUCAAGGUAUUUUGGGUGAGAGUGUAGACAAUCUGGUUGCGGAAGCAACGCAGGAUGAUAUGUCUCGACCAGACACUUCAGGCAGCAGUGUUGGGCGUAUGAGGCGACGCUUCCACGAAUUAUUGGAUGAUGCAUUCAGCUUGUUUGGAAGUCGAAGUGAGAGUCCUGGGGCAGAAGAAGAUAGCUGUAGUCCCCCAACUCUGCACAGAGUCCAUUCUGCAAUUGUCAGACCAGUAGGUGAGCCUUUGUUGGGUCCUUCGGAAUCUGUUCCUCGGCCACGAACAUCAGACCCACGACGUCCAGCCACUGCAUCGGCAGGCGUAGCGAGACCCCGCGGUGCCUGGGGAACCUGCAAUCCUUCUCCACAUUCAGGAAUAUCUGGAACGCUGCCCAGACCGCUCAGUGCUGGCCCAUUUCAUCGCCCACAACUGCCUGGUCCUCUUGAAAUAACUAUUGACAGAACACUCGUACUUUCUGACGGCCAGCUUCCCCCAACAGAUCCAGCAAUACCACUUAUAGCGGCUAUAAAGGAAGAGCUUAGAAAGUUUCAAGGAACAAAUAUACAUCCUGCAAUCUCUUUGCCAGGGAGCACAUCUCAGAAGCCUUAGGUUUAUUGCAGUUCUAGGAGAGCUUCGAGCAGUAACUGCCUUCUGAUCUGGGAUCUUAACAAGUGUAAGCUUUUCAUUAUCAUAAAAUGGUUUUAAUAAAACCU